Molecule: messenger RNA, 1452 nt
Organism: Paramacrobiotus metropolitanus
Lineage: Eukaryota; Metazoa; Tardigrada; Eutardigrada; Parachela; Macrobiotidae
Product: protein chibby homolog 1-like
Exons: 3
Coding region: 703-1182 (159 amino acids)
Source: RefSeq, a predicted model, not a curated record
UCAGAAUCUAAGCGACGAUGCUUCUUCGCUCCUGCCGUUCUCGGGAACCAGAACUAUGAAACUAAAAGGUGACACGAAACAAGAAAAUGCAGAAAUGCGGUUGCAUUAAUUAAUAUUGUAAAAUGGCUGCAGUGAGCGCGCGCAGUCUUGUGGCCGUGAUGAAGUAUUCCAGAAAUACAUACUUAGUUAGUUGGCUCUAAAUUCCUGUCAGCAUCAUCGAUUUGAUGUGGACUCCGUCGAUAACCAGAUGACAGUCUGCAUGCUGCAAUCAAUAACCUUUAGAAUUUAUACCACUGCAUGUGCAGGCAGGUACCGGCGUGCCGCACGCCGUAAAGGUAGCCGAAGACUAAAGCAGCUUUAAUAAUUACGAGUACUUCAGUAUAAAGAAUUAUAACUGUAUGUUACGAUGUAUCAUGAAGUACAAUAUGUGCUGGACUUGGACUGUUCAUCGGAGGACCGUGGGAUACAUCGUGGCUCAGAAAUUUAUGAUAUUUCUGUUUCAGUGGGAAAAGCAUAGUUUUUCGCAUAUCCGCAUGCUUUUUGGAUAAAACAGGCAUUUACGUAUAUAUAUACGAAUAUUUGGGUAUAUACUCGUAAACUGUAUAACGGUUCUGGUUGGACCACUACUUUAAUACCACGAAGUUCAACCGCCCAAACGAACCGUUCGUAUUACCAAUUGAAAGACCACAAAUCAUCCCGAAUAUGCCUUUGACUAACCUUGCGGCUUUCAAACUCGGAUCUGCUCUGGGAAUUGGAGCUUCCCCGAAAUCGUUGCCAGUUCGUCGGCCAACUGCUCUAACGGUGAUCGCAAACUACGGCGAGAGAUUCCAGCGGGACAUUGAAAUGGAGGCGAACACGCCGACACUGAGAUUGGGAAAUAUGAAUUUCGUCUUUUCCGAUCACGAGUGGCAUCAGACGUCAACGGAAGAAGAAGCCGCUGAUCGAAACCCGAAUAUCUCGGUGGCAAUUCGGGACCGCUCGCAAACAACGCAAGUGCCGCGCACAGCAAAUGAUAUAAGCGCAUCCUCGGACCGCAGCGUAAUUAUAUCUUUGCAAAACAUGGUAGAAGAACUGAAAAAAGAAAAGAACUUCCUGAUAAUCAAGAACGAAGCUAUGAUGGAUAUGCUAAGCGAAGUCGUAGCGGAGAUGCGCCUGCAGGAGCAUCCGGAAAAGGAACAAUGAUCUGCCAGAACUGCGCAGUAUUACGGCAAGGAAUCCGAUCACAGGGAUCGGAACCGCGCCGAUAAUCACAACUCAUCCAUUUGAAUACUAACAUUAAAAUAGCGAGUAAUUUUGUUUUGAACUGGAAAGCGGGCGGUAAUGUCAUGAGUAACGAUUGUGUAUAGGUUAAAUUGUUAUAGGUUAAAUUAUACCAUUCUGUUGUUCGUUUUACUUGCAGGUUGUAACUGAUUAGAGCACUGUUCCCGUUAUUGCUGACCAUAAUGCAGUGGA